CUCGCGAGUAUCUGGCGGCUCAACAGUGAUCGCGCGCGAACAGUAACGUACAGCUAUACUGAGAUAAUCAGAAAACUGUUUUCGCGUCGGGUUGAUCUUCUUCGAGCUCGGUGUUUAAAACGAUGGACAUGUUGGACAUGUUAUUACAACAAACAGACUGUCGACAUUCCGAGAGAGAGGCAUAUUACAACUACCUCACUAACUUUCCUCCAAGACAAGAGUCAGGAUGCUACAGUGAGGUGAAUAUCUUGGUUCUAAGUGAGGUUACUACCAAAUCUGUCUCUAUGAAACUGCGGCGCAACACAGUCCUGAGAAGCCGAAGGCGUCAACAGCGAGAACAUGUGAAGGACCCUGAGAGCAUCUGUGUGGUGUUGAGUGACAAUGACUCUAGCCAGUCAGAGAGUGUGGAGGAAAUAAAAGACCAUGUGUCUGUUAUUCAUGAUAUGAAGCGGCCAGUAAGGAAGAGUAGAGCUGGUGCAUCAUGUCGAGCGAGAAAAGAAGACGAGAGACUUCUUUCUCUUGUGGAACCACAACAUGGAGUGGUUCAGAAGAUCUCCUUGGCUCCAGAUGCAAUGGCUGAGGACACUCUAGAGAAACUCAGGUUGAGGGCUAAUACUUCUGAGACUGAGGUUGAGUCUCGGGUAGAGCUUGAGUCUGUUUUGGAAGAAUCCAGUACCGAUCUCACAGUGGAAUCGGGUCCCAGCUCGCCCUCUUGUCCUGUUGAUACUGUAAGAUGCAGAGAAUGCCGGAGACUUUUCGCCAAGAUGAGAAAACAGCCGACCCCAAAACAGAAAAGCAGAGAUACAAAUCCAGCAUCUUUAUCUUGUGAUGUGUGGGUUCUGCUUAAGAAGUGGCACCCUCAGAGACUCCGCCAUCGGGAGAAGGGAUUAUUGUGGACAAGCCUGAGUCGUAUCAGGAAGCUGUUAGCAGGAGGCUCUGAUUCUGCAGUCGUCAACAGAAUUCAAGCAAACUGCUCCAGACCUCAUGUGUUUCAGCAGAGGAAUUUGCGUCGCUGCAAGGAUCUGCUCUCCGUUCAGACCAACCUGUCCAUUACCAAAGCCAAACCACGGCAUCGUAAGAGGUCACGAUCUGUGGUCUGGCCGCCCGUUGCUGGCUGGCAAUUUUCUGUGAAAAGGAAGCCUUCCUUGAACAGCACAUUAUCUCAGCAGCUUUAUCCACUCGACCUUAGUGUCCGUGUGAAGCAGAAGGACAAACUUCUUGUAGAUGACAAGAUUUCAAGAUUAAAUGCAGAUUUGAAGCAGAACUCGAAUGUCUCUAGCAAACAGAGGACGACUAAUGUCCGGGGUAAAUCGAACAAGCAGGAAGUGUCUGAUGGCAUAGAUGGAACACGGCGGGUGCUGAAGUUUGAUGACACCCCUGAAACUGUUGCUGUGGAAACUACGGAACAGAGGAAAAGCCCUCGGCAGAAGCACAAGCGUGGAGAGAUUCGAGAAGCUCAGAAUGGUUUCCAGAAUGAGCAGCAGGAAGAGAUUUCUGAGGAUUCGGAUGGGUUCAGGACGCCCACAGAUCUGUUCAGCGUGAAGCCCGAGAUUAAACGAGGGAACCAGAAGAAAGUCUCUGCCUCUGGUAAACCUGCCGUACAGAAGCCCAACUUCAUGUCCAUGUUAGCCACACUGGUGAAGAAUCAGAACCAGAUUAUUAAGGAAUCCUGCAAAUGAGUCUUUAUUGAAGUUUUGUAAUUCUGGUAGUCGUUCAAGUUUUGCUAAUUCUGUUUAU
Molecule: messenger RNA, 1737 nt
Organism: Sinocyclocheilus grahami
Lineage: Eukaryota; Metazoa; Chordata; Actinopteri; Cypriniformes; Cyprinidae
Exons: 6
Coding region: 123-1679 (518 amino acids)
Source: RefSeq, a predicted model, not a curated record